Molecule: messenger RNA, 1555 nt
Organism: Pseudocercospora fijiensis CIRAD86
Lineage: Eukaryota; Fungi; Ascomycota; Dothideomycetes; Mycosphaerellales; Mycosphaerellaceae
Exons: 3
Coding region: 105-1052 (315 amino acids)
Source: RefSeq, a predicted model, not a curated record
CUGCUGAAGCGCCGCCGGCCGUCAGGCCUGGAGUGUCGUCGUUCCCGAUUCAUUCAUUUGAUUCUUCGGUCCCUACCAACCCUCGCAAACGACGACACCCAACCAUGGCCACUGCCACUGCCACUGCCACUGCCACUGCCACCUCCUCCGCCACGAUGGCAGCCGCGGGAUAUGACAGCAAAAGAGCCAGCACCAGCACUGCUUCAUCCUUGCCCACCCCCGGAUCUGGAACAUUUCCUUCGGAAUUGCUCAGUCCCACGACAGCAUCUUCAGCCUUCAUCAGAAAAGAUGAAGCCCUCCGAACUCCCAUCACUCCUCCUUCUGCCUACUUGGACUUUUUGAAGACCUUCUCCCCUGCCGUUCAGAGUCCUGCUUCCGCAACCAGCACUCGCUUUAGCUUCACCGACAGAACCUUUGACCCAUCCUUCGACAAGCUGACCGAACUUCCACCCCCCAAAUCUUCCAUGACUCCUCCAACAUCGCAGCCAUCCAUCUCGAGGAACAACUCGUCCGACUCCAACGGAACGCAGCAAAGUGCCGCCACAGCGAGCAGUGCACCUGCCGACACCGCCACCAGACCGGACUCGCCACGCAUCAUCAUUCCACCUUCACCAUUUGUGAGGCCAGCACCGAGGUCUGCACGGACGCCACGACGCCUGAACAUUCCACAGUCACCUUUCACUCCAGCACUCGGAUCAGCUCUCUCCCUCCAGUCGCAACCCUCGCCCUACGCCUCCACCCCUCUCAGUGCAGCGCCAUGGAGUGCUUCCUUCUCGCCACGAGAGUACACCCCGGAUAUCAAUGGUCCGCCGGGCAGUAAAGUGCAUGUACGUCAUGUCGUCACUCGUACCGUCACCUACUGCCGAACAUCCCUCGAUCCACCACCCAAGGGCAAGAGGAGAAAGAUCGAAGCAGACGAUGACGUGACAUCGUCUGAGGCCUCUUCCGAAGAACCUCCGAUCAAACAAGAACCCAUCGGAAGGAUCGAUGAGCUCUCAGAGGAAUCAGCAGCUGAAGAGUCCGUUGCUUCUGCCUCUGCUUCCGAGACAUGACAGGAGAGUCUUGUGCAUGGUCAUCACAACCAUGAUCUUCGACAUUGACACACGCAAGUUGUCAACAUUUCUGACAGCAUUUGCGUUCAAUUUCAUGAGACCUGAAAUAAUCUCGACAGCCCCGAGCCAAACAGUGGCUGACUGGGACGUCGAAUGAAUGGCACCUUGCUUGCUUUCCUUUCUGAUGACUUAACGAUGGAUACCACUUUGAAAGCCUUCGAAAGCCUGGCGCAGGAGAGGCGUACAAACAGUUGGAAAUGAUUGUUGUCGUUUUGUCACAUAUGUGCGUAAAGGCUCUCUAUGGGAAGACGAGCAUGGACAGAGGCACAACGUGGCGCUGGCUUUUCUUCUUCUUCUUCUUCUUCUUCUCACUCAUCAUCGUUCGAGAAGAGCCGUAUUGCUUCGCUAGACGCAUUAGAGAUACCGAAGCUCAUAGAAGACGAGCUGAACUUGAGACGAAUCUAAGUGAAUAUGAAGACAAUUGCAUACUUUCACACUGAUUC